GAGGCGAUCCGACAGGGGGAGGGAGGGGGGAUAUCACACGCCUCGAGAGAGGACCUGGACAAGGAGCACCAAACGAUCGCCGGACGGUGCUGAGCAACGUGGUUUCGCUCCUUCCGUUUCUCCGAUCGCUCUCCGACCGAGGGACCCCGAGCAGUCAGGACUCGGCUGCCCUGUCGACACCACAUCCACCACGCGAUCCACACGCGCGCGCGCGAUCGGCAGGCAAGAACGCGCGGGACACAGCCCAUCCACGGCCGUUAUCAGGAUAACAUAAAGGACGAACGAUCGUCGGCCGGAUUACAGAGAGGCGCGAACAUCGAUGAUAUAAAGAUCGUCUGAUGAAGAUCGGCUGACAACGGGGGACUCGGCAGAUAUCUCUCUCUUUGCCUCUCUCCCUCUCGCUCUCUCUCUCCCUCUCUCUCUCUCUCUAGUCAGCGAGGAAGAAGGAUAAUUGUGGGAUAAUUUUUUUCAAUUCGACACGUCGUAUGAUAUCGAGGAUAACGAAACGCGGCGUCGAUCACGGUGACCGGUUGAAAGGAUUUGGAAAGAAACCGCGCCGAAAAACGUGGGCCGCGUGACGCGCGGCGAAAGAGAGCGAGGGAAGGUGUCUGUCGGUCGAACACGUGGUCGUCGCCGUCGCCGCCACCGCCACCGCCGCCGCCACGAGGCACGGCCUCUUGUAACGGAGAAUCGUUUCCGAUUCGUCGUCGCGGAGACUCGUGUUUUCAACAUGUUCGAUCGGACGUUUCGAUCUGGAUACUCGUAGAUAUCUCGUCGAUUGAAGAAUCAAGUGGAAGAAGAAGAAGAAGAAGAAGAAGAAGUGCUCUGAGAGUGCGGGGAUUAGUGUGCCGUUGUUGAAAAACCAGGUGUGCCCUCUCUCUCUCUUUCUCUCUCUCUCUACGUAUAUAUAUAUAUACCGUUUCCCCUCUUCGUUUUCUUCCACCUUCUUCUUCUUCUGUUCCUCCCUUCGACCGACUGACUAUCUUCUCUUUUCUCUCCCGUGGUGAACGCGCAAUUCGAACUGUUUACAUGCAUCGUGGAACGCGGAAAAGAGUUUGACGAAAAAGAAAAAGGAAGGAAAGGAAAGGAAAAGAAAGGAAAGGAAAAGGAUAAGGAGAAAGGGAAAAAAGAAGAAUCGGGAAAACGGGGACAGGUGGAAAAGUGAGAAAUUGAACCGGAAGUGCAGCCAGCUAUCCUAUCUCGGCUUCAAGGUCAUGGAAUGACGCAUAAGAUCAUCCGGAGCGACGAGCAGGAGCAAAGCCGAGGGUGAUAGAAGCGGGUGUGAUGAGCGGAUAUCUCGGUAACAUCCCCCUGCCCCCAACAUUGUUGCACGACCCGAAGUAUCCUCCAGCCAUGCGGGAGAAAGACUCGAGCCCGAGAAAAAUGCCGGGCCACAUAAGCCCGAAGCAAGCUAGCAUCUACCCACUGAGCGUCCGCGUCCCGGACGUGGAGGAAUUGCCGUACGACCUGAGCCACGGCCACGGCCGGGGCCUGUCCAGCCCCACCAACCAGCAACAGCACAGGCAGCAGCAGCAGCAGCCACACAUGAGCCCAGCCGCGAGGCCGCCCCAAUCUCACCACCAGGAGGAUCUCGACUGCGAGCCCCUGGAUCUCCGCGUCGAUCACAAGAAGGAGAGAUUAACGGACGAGAACCAGAACGAGAUCGAGGUGCUGAACCAGAACAGUUUGGGCGGUGGAGGCCUCCCCUAUCACACGGUGCUGUUCCCCCAGCACCACACCGUUCACCCGUUGGUCCUCGAGGCCAUGUACCGCUCCCAUCAUCACACCUCGUCGGUCCCCGACCUGCCCAAGAUCCAGGUGCGAGCUUUGCCCACCAUGGUCCCGUUACCGCCCAACAGAUUCUCUUCCACCACGUCCUCCGCGUCCUCCGUUUCCUCCCAGCCGAGGGUUCCAAGCCCCUCCUCGGCCGGCCAGCAACACCAACCGCCCCAACAAAGUCACGCGACUCAGCAACAGCAACACCAGCACCAACAACAACAACAACAACAACAACAGCAAGCGUCCGCUAUUCCGCCGUAUUCGAUCAGCGUGCAAGCUGGCCUCAAGCCGAAGGACAGAUACUCGUGCAAGUUCUGCGGUAAAGUGUUCCCCAGAUCGGCCAAUCUGACGCGGCACCUGAGGACUCACACGGGCGAGCAACCGUACAAGUGCAAGUACUGCGAGAGGAGCUUCAGCAUCUCGAGCAAUUUGCAACGCCACGUGAGGAAUAUUCACAACAAGGAGAAACCGUUCAAAUGCCCCCUGUGCGAACGGUGUUUCGGGCAGCAGACCAAUUUGGACAGACACUUGAAGAAGCACGACGCAGAUGGGCCGACGAUACUCGACGAGGUGAGAUCGAGGUAUCACGGCCAGUUGCCGAGGGCGGACGAGUCUUAUUUCGAGGAGAUUCGCAGCUUCAUGGGAAAGAUCACUUCCCAGAGGCAGGGGAUACCUUAUUUCCCCGGUUUGUUGGGCCACGGAGGGGACGAGUUCAGGAACGACAAGCAACAGCUCCAGUUGGAGGAGAAAAGAGGCGAUUCUUCCUACUUCAGCGACAGGGACAAUCUGAGCUCGAGGUCGAGCAGCACCGCGAGCAGGCCCGAGAGCGUCCAGGAGGAGCAACGGGAUGUCAAUUCGCCUCCCCUGUCACCUGGAAACAACACUUGAGUCAGGGAAUCGUGAUCGUACGUUCGAUGAAUGAUUUUUAUUAAGGUUAAGUGGAGAGAUCGAUGCGCUUCUUCUUCGAGAAGUUUUUUUUUCAUGAACGUGGAUCCAAUUUUUCUUUUUCUUUUUCUUUUUUUUUUUUCUUUUUUUUCUUUUACGAGAAGAGAUAGAAUUUUCGCUCGCAAAGAUGAAAUGAAUAUGAAUUUAUUUUUUUUUUUUUUCUUCUGAAUUCGUUUCCCAAUGAAAUUUAUAUUUACGAUGUCUCGUGGUAUUCGAGUUGUUCGACUUUAGUCAAAAGAGGUGCCUUAGAAAAAAAUGUGCCUAAAAAGUAUUUGCAAUGCAAAGUUUACUAUUACGAUUAAACGAGGUUAGAUCUAGCAAACCAGAAGCGGAUAUUUUAAUAUUGUUACACGUCAGCGUGCGUGUUGAUUACGGAUUAAUUAGGCAUGUAAAUGAAUUUUUUAUUACAAAAACAAAAUGCUUUUUUUUCUUUUUAUAAUAAAUUCAACAGUGUCACGAUCUAUAAAUAAAAGUUAUAAGACUUCUUUGAACGGAAAAUUAAUUUACAUGCCUAAUAAAACGCGUGAAACCGAUCGUUGUUCGUAAAUUAAUUUUCGUCCAAUUAAUUUUAUCCAAUUCGGAUUCUUUAAAGAUAUUCUCCAUUCCAAUCUCCGUAGUUCGAGGAUCAAUUUUUAUCGCUUACAAUAACAAAAGACACGGAGAAUUAACGAUAAUUAGCGCGAAUUGUCAAAUUGAAUAUUUUUAUCGUCUUCAUCUCUUUUCUCGUCGAGCCGUUAAAAAGAAAAAAAGAAAUAAUAAAGAACAAAGCAAAAGAAAGAAUCGUUUCAUCAUCGUCAUCUUAUUGGAUCGUUUCGCCAAGGAAGCAAAAUCGUGGAGGAGGAAGAAGGGAGGAGGAGGGGAGGGAAAAAAAAGCAGGAGAAAAGUCCAAAUAAACGUCCAAAUAAAUACGUUCCGGAUGGAAAGGAUAGCUGAAAACGACGGUUAGCGAUUUUACGACCUAGAAAGUGAAUGUCAACCACUCCAUCGCCUCGAUCCCGAUCCACGAUACCGAUCGCCGAUCCACCGGCGACAGACAAUAAAAUAGAAAUCGAUGGGCGGAUCUGCGGGUUUGUUAAUCGGCUGCCACGAAAUCGUCCUCGGCCGGAAGGAAACUUUGCGACACGAGCCAUUAAAUUCAUCUUUGAGGAAGUCCGCGAUAUCCUCGUAGUAGCUUCGAAGAAAUGAUUUCCGCGAAGGCAAGCGAUCAUUAGAAAAGCCAAUUAUCCUGGCUUCAAUUCAAUCUUAAAAAUUCACUAUUGGCAAUAUCGAUACACGAAUGAAAAAUCGAUGCGAAAAUUAGAAAGAAUAAUAAAGAAUUAAAGAAAACCAAAAUAAAAAAAAAACUUGGAAAAAUUGGAAAAGUUGAAAUCAAAUAUUCGAAAAUUAAAUACCGAAAAGUAUUUGAAAAAAUUGAAAACGAUUAAAAAGUUUCAUCGAUAGAUCCUAGAAGAAGUGGAGAGAAAUGGAUCGUUCAAAGGACGAAUCUCGGGUAUAAGCGGUCGCGUUCGAACGCGGUGGGAAAGCACGCAGGAAAAGCGGUUUCCUGUUGCGGACGAUUAGCAGAAAAGAACGGAAUGGAACACGGAUAAAGAUGCUCGUGAUCUCUCAUGCGCAAUCCCUCUCGUUUCCUGUCGAUGGUCGCUGAAAACUGUUCCCCGGGGCGAAACGAUUCGAUCGAUCUUCCGCCACGCGAGAAUCCGCCACUUUCUAAUCGGCGCGAGUGCGGUACGGGUGGCGCUUCGACCUUGGGAGUAAGCGGUUUCGAUUAAUUAUCGAUCUGAUUUAGAUCGGCACGACGAAAGGAAACGCGAAUCGUUCGGAUAGCUCGUUAAAUUGGCACCGUUCGACGUGGUUACGUGGACGAUUCGUAAUUGGCUACCUAGGAGAGACCCAUCUCGGAUGGAAAGUUGGAUUGAUCCUCGAUUGAAUGAAAUUUCGCGUCGAGCAACGAACUGAGAAUUGGAUUCACUCGGCGAUGUAAUGGGAUUAUCAAAUUGUACCAAAGAAAUCGAGACGAAAAAUUAUCGAUUGAGAAGAAGGUAUUUGAAUAAAGGAGGAGAAGAAAAAAAGAAAUCGAAGGACGCAAAUUAGGCAAAAGGUAAAAGCGAAAGGGAGUAUAUCGAAUCGACCACCGGCGAUUUAUUUUAUACUUUCUACCGUGUAUAUAUAUAUAUAUAGAGAGAGAGACAUUCACCGCAAGUAGCGCAGGUGCAGAGUUGCAGGAUGGCAUCACGCGGUCAGGAGAUCAUCUUGACCUUGGUGAAUCCGAUCGAUUGUGCGGCCGAAAUGGGGAGAGAAUCUGGGCGUCUCCUCUCCCAGAAGAAAUUCGCGAUACACCGAGAGAGGAUAUUCGUCGAGAGGAAGAUUGGUCCAAGGAGGUCUGAUCGGUGACGCGUGAGAAACCGAUUUGCGCUUUCUAAUUUGGAAUGUCGGCGAUUUUCUAAAUUACAGGAGCAGCCGGUUAGAUGAAACGCGGAUCGCCUCUAUUCUCGAUAGAGGCGAAUAAAAAAUCUGCUAUAUAGAAAAAAUGGAACGAAAGAAAGAUCGAAACAUCGCUUUGCCAUGACACGUGAAAUUAAUUCAAAUUAAAUGCUUGCCUUAUAAAAAUAUAACUUGCAAUACGAAUUAAUAUUUGAUAAUGACAAGAUAAAUAGCCGAACUACUCGAAUAAUGGAAGAAAUCGGCAAUGAAAUGACACAAAAUUUCAAUCAAAAUCUCGAAUCAAAUCGUAUGUCUGCAGCAUCCAGGAGAGAAUGCGCAAUUCGUGAAAGAGAGAGAGAGGCGUUUAUUUCGUUGCAUCGAUACACUCGUUAUCGUGUAGCCGGAGGAUCCAAUAUGGCGGCGACUACGCGUCCACACAAAAUCCAUUUUAAGAGCGAGCCGAUUUCGUAAGGAGACCGAUGCAACACCGUUACGAGGACGUGGCCCGAGGUGUGACUAAGCAUCCAGUAGAUAUUCUCUCUCCUCGAGCGUGGCGAUACGCGAGAAGCAACGCUCGGGAGGAGGAUGGCAGGCCCUGUUUUUCUUGCCUCACGCAUAUACGAUCCGAUGGCCUCGGACCUCUGUUGUUGCGUUACACUUUUGCCACGCCCCGAUCGGACGGGCAAACUCAUCGCGAAAGUGAAACGCAAUAAAGGAGCCACGCCGGAGAGCGAGAGAGCCUCGACAUCCAUGAAACGGAGCUCAACGGAGAGGCUACACGCCCGGAGAGAAGGAACGAGAGGAGCCCCGGCCGUUCUUCUGUAUCCGUGAUGAGGAGAGAGAGAACGGUGGACGAACGAGGUGAAUGAGAAAAGAGAAAGAUCGAUCGAAAUCUCAAGGCUUGGAAAUCGGUUUCCUUCGCCACCUACCACGCCAGUCGUCGAUCCGCGACCGAAUGUAGGUAUUCUUCGACCGAAAUUCUCAGGCUGGCUUCGGCUCGUCGUUCCCAUUGCCGAUGUUACUCCUUGAAAUAACGUCUUUGCAUUCGUUUCAUUUUCAGCAAUCGAUUUUCAACUCUUAUGCCAAUAUAUUACAUUUUUUUCUUUUGUAAUAUGAACGAAAAUUGAACAACUUUUUUACAUCAUAGUUAUUUGAAAUAUUUGCUAUCGAUUUUUAAAUAAAUGUGAUUACACACAUGUAUCAGAAGUUGAAUGAUACGUUAAAAGUAAGAAAAUAUUGAGUAUCGGCAUAAGAAUUAUGUUAUACAACGCCAAUAGCGUUACAUAAUCGAUUCGAUUUAGUGGAAAAAUAUUAUCCUCGUGCUAAGCGAAUUCGUCGACCACGAGUUCCAUGGUAGAAAAAAAAAAAAGCCGCGAAAUUUCUCGGGGAGGGAUCUAUCCGCGAAAUCACGGCACGUCCGCUCGCUUUUUCGAUCUCAUCUCGUUCCAGUUUGCACGCGUGAUUUCACUGGACGGGUCAGCGGUCUGAUUCAAAUUACGACAGCUUGUUGUUACGAGACCGGAGGAAGAAGCGUCGUACAAAAAGAAAAAAAAAAAAAAAAAA
Apis mellifera (honey bee) is the source of this 6708-nucleotide messenger RNA. Its product is annotated as MDS1 and EVI1 complex locus protein EVI1-A-like. The transcript has 2 exons. Lineage: Eukaryota; Metazoa; Arthropoda; Insecta; Hymenoptera; Apidae. The record is from RefSeq and is a predicted model, not a curated record. Gene Ontology annotation, cellular component: nucleus. The coding region runs from base 1285 to 2667 and encodes 460 amino acids.